AUGAAGGCCACCGCAACAUUUACCACCCUCGCCCUGGCGGCCUCUGUUUUCGCCGACGACUGGACUCUCCCACAGAAACGAGACGUGGCCACGAUCCAGACUGUCAUCACAAACGCUCAAAAUGCGCUCACACAACUAGACACAACCGUCAAGGCCUUCAAUGGCCAAAGCUUCACCCAGCUCGCCACAGACGCCAGCAACCUCAAGAACGUCCUGACCCAAGGCACUACACAAAUUCAAGGAACAAGCGCCAUCUCAGCCAACGACGCAGUGAGCUUGCAGGGAUCUCUGGGCCCCGUUCAGACCGCCGCGCAGAGCCUCAGCACCGAUCUCUCGGCCAAGAAGUCGGCAGUCGAGCAGGCCAGCCUUUGCGACGUCGUCUUCCAGCAGACCAAGGACAUCGGCACGGCCGCCAAGGGCCUCAUCGACGCCACCGUUCAGAAGACCCCCGCCGAGAUCCAGCAGAUCGCCGGCCAGCUCACUGGCCAGUUCACAGCACAGCUGGACGCAGUCUCUGGCAACUUCGCCACGGGCAACUGCACCAACGCUUCUGGUGGCUCUGGUGCUGGUAUCAGCCCAACCAACGGCACUUCGACUACCAACUCGGGCUCGUCCAGCUCUAGCAGCACCCUCGGCAAGUCAGCCGCCAACGUCAACACUGCUGGUGCUUUCGGCUUUGUUGUCGCGGCUGUUGCUGGUCUGUUGAUGCUAUAA
Messenger RNA from Diaporthe amygdali, 714 nucleotides. RefSeq names its product cell wall protein. NCBI's taxonomy places the organism in Eukaryota, Fungi, Ascomycota, Sordariomycetes, Diaporthales, Diaporthaceae. The transcript has a single exon. Gene Ontology annotation, cellular component: extracellular region. Bases 1 to 714 code for a protein of 237 amino acids. The record is from RefSeq and is a predicted model, not a curated record.